AUGAAACCUACCACUGCUGCCAUUGCUGUAGCCGGGUUGCUGUCUGGCGUGACAGCGGCCCCAGGCCCUCAUGGAGAACGGAUUGAGCGAAUUGAUCGAACGGUGUUGGAACGUGCUUUGCCAAAUGCUCCCAAUGGAUAUGUCCCGUCCAACGUCAGUUGUCCUGCGAAUCGCCCGACGGUGCGGAGCGCAUCGUCCGGGCUCUCGCAGAAUGAGACCGCGUGGUUGGAGACCCGACGGGAGAAGACUCAGACUGCCAUGAAGGACUUUUUCAACCAUGUCACUAUUCAGGACUUUGAUGCGGUCCAGUAUCUCGACCGCCAUUCGAGUAACACAUCCAAUCUGCCCACGAUUGGUAUUGCCGUGUCCGGGGGCGGUUAUCGCGCCCUGAUGAACGGUGCCGGAGCCAUCAAGGCGUUUGAUAGCCGAACCGAAAACUCGACGGCAACAGGACAGCUAGGUGGUCUGCUACAGUCGGCGACGUACCUGGCGGGUCUGAGUGGUGGUGGAUGGCUGGUGGGGUCGAUCUAUAUCAACAAUUUCACCACCAUUUCCAACCUGCAGACCGACGAGAAAGGCGCGGUCUGGCAGUUUCAAAACUCGAUUUUUGAGGGCCCGGACGGCGAUAGCAUCCAGAUUCUGGAUUCGGCGACUUACUACAAGCAUAUUUACGAUGCGGUGCAAGACAAAAAGGAUGCGGGAUACGAAACCUCUAUCACCGAUUAUUGGGGUCGCGCGCUCUCUUAUCAAUUAAUCAACGCGACCGAUGGCGGCCCGAGCUAUACGUGGUCGUCCAUUGCUUUGACCGAUUCCUUUAAGCAAGCAGAGAUGCCGAUGCCUCUGCUUGUUGCGGACGGUCGGUAUCCUGAUGAGCUCGUGGUCAGCAGCAACGCUACUGUCUAUGAGUUUAACCCUUGGGAGUUUGGUACGUUUGACCCCACGGUUUACGGGUUUGUGCCGCUGGAGUACGUGGGCUCCAAAUUCAACGGUGGUUCUAUCCCCAGGAAUGAGACCUGUGUGCGCGGUUUCGACAAUGCCGGAUUUGUCAUGGGCACUUCGUCCAGUUUGUUCAACCAGUUCUUCCUGCAGGUUAAUUCCACCUCGCUUCCUGAUUUCCUCAAGGAGGCAUUCUCGGACAUCUUGGCCAAGAUCGGUGAAGAAGAUGAGGACAUUGCGGUCUAUGCACCCAAUCCGUUCUACAACUGGGCCAACGAGAGCUCCCCAGCGGCCCAUCAACAGGAACUCGAUAUGGUGGACGGUGGCGAGGAUCUUCAGAACAUCCCUCUGCAUCCUCUGAUUCAGCCCGAGCGUCACGUCGAUGUCAUUUUUGCGGUAGACUCCUCCGCCGAUACGACUUAUUCGUGGCCCAACGGCACGGCUCUCGUCGCCACUUACGAGCGCAGUCUGAACGUCACCGGCAUCGCCAACGGCACCUCAUUCCCCGCGAUCCCCGACCAAAAUACCUUUGUCAACAAUGGCUUGAACACGCGUCCAACCUUCUUUGGAUGCAACAGCACGAACACCACUGGACCUACGCCCUUGGUGGUCUACCUCCCGAACUACCCGUACGUGGCGUACUCGAACUGGUCGACCUUCCAGCCGAGCUAUGAAAUCUCCGAACGUGACGACACCAUUCGCAACGGAUACGACGUGGUGACGAUGGGUAACAGCACCCGUGACGGUAACUGGACGACUUGCGUCGCCUGUGCCAUUCUGAGUCGGUCGUUCGAACGCACGAACACCCAGGUUCCGGAUGCCUGCAACCAGUGCUUUCAAAAGUACUGCUGGGAUGGCACUACGAACUCCACCAACCCAGCCGACUAUGAGCCCGUCACAUUGUUGGACAGUGCUGGUUCCGUUUUGUCGCCCGCGGUGGUCACGACUAUAAUCGCGGCCAGUGCUGCGCUUUUCACCAUGCUGUGA
This is a messenger RNA of Aspergillus bombycis, 1923 nucleotides long. Its product is annotated as lysophospholipase family protein. Gene Ontology annotation, molecular function: A2-type glycerophospholipase activity. The transcript is spliced from 3 exons. The coding region runs from base 1 to 1923 and encodes 640 amino acids. The record is from RefSeq and is a predicted model, not a curated record. Gene Ontology annotation, biological process: glycerophospholipid catabolic process. Gene Ontology annotation, cellular component: cytosol; intracellular membrane-bounded organelle. NCBI's taxonomy places the organism in Eukaryota, Fungi, Ascomycota, Eurotiomycetes, Eurotiales, Aspergillaceae.